Zingiber officinale is the source of this 2126-nucleotide messenger RNA. Its product is annotated as protein NEN1-like. The transcript is spliced from 8 exons. NCBI's taxonomy places the organism in Eukaryota, Viridiplantae, Streptophyta, Magnoliopsida, Zingiberales, Zingiberaceae. The record is from RefSeq and is a predicted model, not a curated record. Gene Ontology annotation, molecular function: nucleic acid binding; 3'-5' exonuclease activity. Bases 350 to 2008 code for a protein of 552 amino acids.
GGAGCUCGGGCCUUGGCUGUGACUGUGUGAGAGAGCUCGGGAGCGUCUAGGGUUCGAUACUCAAGCUUGAGAGCGUGGGGUACUCGGCGUUUGGGAUGAGAGCGUCUAGGGUUCGAUACUCAAGCCAGAAGGUGAAUUAUUUUAGGAAGGAGCCUCGGGCAAUGAGGUGACCAAUGAUGAUGUGCGUUAGCCGUUACAAAAGGAUGUGAUCAUGAGGCGGUUGAGUUCGAGUGGCGGAUAGGCGUCGCCGCCAAGGACUAGACAAAAGUUGCUAAGAAAAGGCAGAUCGAAGUCAUGGAGCUGGAAAUUGAAGAAGUUGGAAGAUAUCGUGAAGUCCAUUCACGACAAAAUGUUUCAUCUUCGUGAAAGAUCUACUACUUCCUCGAAGCAUUUCAUCCACCGCUCGUUCCGGCGACUUGAGCACCAAUUGCCAGAUCCGACGGCUGAUCUUGUAGUCUUGGAGCCGAAGCAAACCCCGCUACAAAGGGAUGAUACCGGGUCCAGCAACUCGGAUAUCCAUAGCCGCAGGGAGAAGUGGUGGAGUGGAGGAGGGAAGGAAGGCAUGGAAGCGAGCGGGGCGGAGAUCGCGUUCUUCGACGUGGAGACGACGGUGCCAAGCCGGUCCGGCGAAAGGUUUGCGCUGCUGGAGUUCGGGGCUAUCCUCGUCUGCGCGCGGCGGCUGGUGGAGGUCGGAUGCUACUCCACCCUCAUCCGGCCCGCAGACGUCGCCGCCAUUUCCCCCGUUUCCAUCCGCUGCAAUGGCAUCACUCCCGACACCGUCUCCGCUGCCCCGACCUUCCGCGAUGUCGCUGACCGCGUUUUCGACGUUCUCGACGGACGGGUGUGGGCGGGGCACAACAUUGUGAGGUUUGAUUGCGCUCGGAUAAGAGAGGCAUUUGAGGAGCUCGGUCGGCCGGCGCCCGAACCUAAGAGCAUAAUUGACACACUGCCGUUGCUUACUCAAAAAUUCGGCAGACGAGCUGGAAACAUGAAGAUGGCUAGUUUGGCAACUUACUUUGGGCUCGGACAACAGAGGCACAGGAGCUUAGAUGAUGUCAGAAUGAACCUGGAAGUUCUCAAGUGUUGUGCUGCAGUUCUGUUUUUGGAGGUGAAUCUCCCAGAUGUAUUUUCUCUGGAUAAGUUGGUGCUUACCAAUACACCAUCAGGGACUGAGACCUAUGAAGAUGCUUCUCAUUCUCAUCAGCGAACUCCGGGCUCACCGUGUGAUGAAUUCACUGAUCAGCAAACUAACAGACAUAUCUUGAAUACCUAUCAAGCUGGACCUAGUAUUUCUGUUUCAGAGAAUGCUUCCAACUUGGUGGCAUCUAUGGAGCAAAUGAACAUAGACUUAUUACAGUCGAACACACAGUUGCCCCAAAUAAUAGAAUCUGACUGUGAUAGAAUUUGUACCACAGUUCCUACUGAAAACUCCAAUUGUUAUGUUGGAUUUCUGGAGGCUGAUCAAGUGUUACCAGACAAGAUCAGAGCACCUACAGUCCAAAAUUUUCAAAAGACUAUUCUUUACAGAGAUUGCCCCUUGCAGCUUUCUUGUAUGGGGAUGAAGAUCCAUUUUGGAGUCAACUCAAAAUUCAGAGACUAUUCUGGCCGGCCAAAACUAAGUAUUGUGGUGGAUGCUCCUCAUAACUUAUGCAAGAUUUUGGAUAUCUGCAACCGAGUUGCACAAGCAUCAUCACAGAAUUCUGGUAGCAACUCUGAAUGGCGACCUGUGCUAAAGAGGCUUGGCCACUCAAAUACUGCUACUAUUCGACUGCACAUCCCCACUGUGGCAAAUGGUGAUGGAGCCAUUUACUCCACUGAGAUGUACCACAAAGACCCUUCAGGGAACAUGCAGAAGCUUCUUUUCAGCAGACCAGAUGCCGCUGAGCUCGAGUCAAUAUUUGUGCCAGGAACUACAGUUGAUGCUUAUUUCAUUGCAGACAUCUACGAUUUCCAACAGAAUGCAGGCAUCAAGCUGGUAGCUAGAAGAUUGGUUGUUCUCUCGAAAUAGAUUGGACGUUACCCGUCAUCCCUAACUUGUAGUGCACAUUGUUGAUGCUAAAUCAUGUAAUUUAAUCUACUUAUCAUUGUCAUUUGUUUAAAUUAAGUGAAAUUAUUAGAUUUGUUCC